This is a messenger RNA of Eruca vesicaria subsp. sativa (arugula), 285 nucleotides long. NCBI's taxonomy places the organism in Eukaryota, Viridiplantae, Streptophyta, Magnoliopsida, Brassicales, Brassicaceae. The record is from the annotation of a GenBank genome assembly.
AUGAUCUUCUUCCUCUUUGUUGCGCUCAUCUUGUUUGUGGAAGCUUCACAUGCUCGUUUUCCCCAGCCACGAAUAACUGAACUGAUAAAUGGUGAAAUAGUGGAGCUACAUCCUAUGAUGAAGAAAGUUGACUGGGCAGAAAUAUCCAACAAGAAGUCUAAACUGAGAUGCAUUGGUCACCCCAGCAGACGAGUUCCGAAACAAGUUCCAAACGAAACCACAAGAUGGGAGAACAGCAAAGAUAGCUUUCAUGGUGGUAUGACAAUGAUGUUUUUGUCUGUUUAG